GCCGGCGGUGAGCGCGCUCAGCGGGAAGGCGCCAGAGGUUUGAAAGCGGCGGCGGGUGUAGCGCAGCGUAAUGGCUGGGUCCCACCUCGCGUCCUCCCCGUCGCGGCGGCCUGGCAUGGCAGAGGACUUGAAUAAUUUUAAAAAUGACUACAGAGCAAGAUUCUGCCUUGGAGGACGAAAGAAACUCGAUGUACAGCCAGGUCAGAACAUACUGAAACUCAUACAAGAUUGCUACAAAACUUUGGGCAGUGAUCUCGCAGAAGACUCUCCAAGUCCAACCCAUUGCUCAACUCCUAUUGACAGAAACAAGAAGACUUCAGUACAGAGACAAAGGCCAAAGGCAGGGGUUAUUAAUUCUCUGAAAACAGCCUGUGAUCUUCCAUCACCACUGGAAGCAAGAAACAGCAAUGAAGAAGAGUCACAUAAGACGCCCCUGCAGCCUGCAAUAUGUGAUAGCAUAGCUGUUUCUGAAAAACCUAAGUCUCCUGUGUUUGAAAGAGAAACAAAUAUAUUAGAAGACGUUGAAGCACUAAGCAAAAGUCCUGAUGUGUCUUUGGAUCCUGAGGGUAAUUGGGGGCCUUUUGGAUCACCUCGGCUUGUGGACCAACAGAUAUUACAUUUUGAUGAACAAAAUACUGCUGCUGCGAUGAAGAGCCAUGUGGAAACUGAAAGUUUGAAAGGACCUCAGACUGGGAGAGGCAAGCAGGUUGUUCUCGUGCAUGGAACAGAACAUAUUUCUACACUUGUACAGAAAGAGAAGUCUUUCUCUUCGGUGGUCUUAGCAGCUGUAGCAUCAGGAACUCAUGGAAAAAGGUAUUCAGCCUCAAUAUCGCCGCCAUCACCACCUCCUGUGAAAGAUCAAGAUCCAGAAGUACAAAAUGAAUGUGAAUUUUUAAUUGAGGACUCAGAAGAUGCAUCUUUUAAGUCUUGGUUUUCAGUACCCUGUAAGAACAAAAAGUCAAAAAAAGAUAACUCUGCACCUCCUGUUUCCAAAUCUCGGCCCUAUGAAAAGGAGAAGACAGACAGCAAGAAAUGCAAGAACAGAACAGUACAGGUUGAAACAUGUACUGAACAGAAAAUGAAUGAUUUGAAUGUCAGAGUACCUGGCUUCAAAGGAACACCAGAACGAGAUCCAGUCUCUAACAGUGAAGAAGUCCUUAAGUCUCAAGGGAAAGAGAGUGCUUCUAAGGGAAAGACUAAAAGGAAAGCAUGUAGGCAAGGCUCUCCAAACCAGAAACAGGACAUGUCCUGGAAACCAGAAGAGAAACCAGAACAGAUGUUGUCAGAGUCUGGAUUGAAAACAAAAGCAUCUGAUGCAAAACAAUGUGAAACAAAGGUGAUGUCAAGGGAGGAUUUGCUUGUGCCUUCAGCUGGGCAUCAGCAAGAGCAGACUGUGUUUCUAAAAAGGAAUCUCAUCUCUUCCAAGCAUUCUCAGUUGGCUUCAAAAGCUUCUCAGCAGGUAGUUGACAAGGUACAAGCUGCAAAGCAGAAACUUCCAAAAGAUUCGAUACCUAAGAGACAGGUGGAAAGUCCAAGAAAGAAGCUUAAAAAAUCUGGCAAGAAAAGUAGUAAUACAAAGCCUCAUUUUCAAAGAAAGAAGGGUUCUGACAGUGAACUUGGUGAAGAAGAGCUUGAAAGAGAGCCUGUAAAAUUGAAUGAAGUGCUCACUUCACCCCCACAUCAGGAAUUACAGAAUUCUGUGAUUGAGAAGUUGGAUAAGUCUGAAAGGCCUGAAAAUAUAUUGCAUGCCUUGAAGUCACUUGAUGGUACAAGCAACAAAAGUCUUGUAAAAGCACUGCAAUAUCUCAUAGACAGUGUGAGGAAGUCUGAAAAGAAACAAUUGUCAACUGAGUCUGUGGGAAAGAGACACAAAAAGAUUCAUUGCAGAACCAGUGAAGGUGUUUGCUCAAACCCUGAAGAUGCCAAGUCUCAAAUGGAUUCUGACAGCUCUUUUAUACAGGAUGUGGCAAAGAAAAAACAGAAGAAAUCAGAUGUAAAAAUUAAAAGUAACAAAAGGAAACAUAACACACAACAUGGACUACAUGAUUCCCUUACAGAUGAGGAGCCUAUGAGUUGUGAAAGUGGACCUGUUCUAGAACAUUGUCGUGAACUUUCUUCUGGAAGUGAGUCUCGUGAACAGGAUGAUACAUUUUCAGAUAGUUCUGAAGAUCAAGUAAGGCAUCUGUUGGCAGACAACAAUGCAAGGCAUAAGAUAGUAAUGCCUACCCACACACCAAAUGUUCGUCGGACUAAAAGGAUACGAGUAAGACCUCUGGAUUAUUGGCGAGGCGAGCGCGUGAACUACAAGAUGAGGCCUUCAGGAAAUCUCGUGGUUAGUGGAAUAGUGUGUCCAGAAUCAGAACCUCCCAGGGAGAAAAAACCAAGAAAGGGUUAUCACAAACAGAAAACAGAUGAAGCAAGAAGAGAGAUACCUGCAAAUUUGAAUUGCACCCUAGCUGAUACUUCUAAGCCAACCGUUGUAGUGGACCCAGUAACAAACAAGGAAGUACUUCUAACUUGUGUUAACACUGAUGACAGUAAGGCAUACUUCUUCAAAGAUGAAUCAGUGGAAAUAUAUAAAAAUUUGAAUACAUCUACUUUUGCCAUUGGGAAAUUGAUUUUGAAGCCACUUAAGGAAAAAGGACAACAGUGUGUCUACAUGGAUACAAUAGUUUUCCACGUUAUCUGGGGCAAAGUUAUUUUUACCUUACAUAAGACAUCAUAUUACCUGACUACGGGAGACUUCUUCUGUGUUCCAGAAGGAAAUAUGUAUAACAUACGUAACCUUCUGAAUCAAGACAGUAUUCUUGUCUUCACGCAACUCAAAAAAAUCGAUUGAAGAGCUUCCUGUGGAGAAGUUGGCUGAAACGUGUUUUGAGCUUUCGUAUGUUCUAAAGUUCUUUUUAUGCACAAAAAGUGCUUGAGUGUGCCCAGCUUCACAUUACAAAUUAAUAUAGAGGAGCUGAAAUCAACGUAAGAAGAGCUGAGAACAAAACCAAAAGAACUUCAGUAGCUGUCUGUCAAACUGAAAUGACAUACUGAAGGGUUUCACUCUGUGUCCGCUCUUGUUCUUGUGUCAUCCAAAGACAGAAAGAUAUAUGUAUGCAAUUUGUGGGUAAAGCCCAUCAUUGUUCCAAAUUGUAUUCAUAUGCUCUAUCUCUGAAAGGAUGUUUAGCACUUGAAAAAAUGUUGGCAUCUUCAGCCAGCAUCUGAUAGUCUUAACAUCUGCCUGGUACAGGCUGCUUAAAAUAGUCUCUAGUCAAAUGUGGGACCUUACAGUUCACAUUUCAGUAACUUGUCUGUGAGAUGAGUUGCCGAGAUGCAUGUGUGCUGGGUUCCAGCCUUCUAAGUUGUUAAUGCCAGAUGGUUCUUUGGCUAGCAGAUACCUGAUUAGUGCCUCAAAUCCAAGUUGUAUAAACGGGAGCUCUUAAGUGGGAGGUUAUCUGUUCCAUCUUUGGUAUGGAAGCAAUGGCUCUGCAUACUGUGGAUAGCUUUGUUUUGUAUCACAGUCAUAAGUCAUUGCCAAAUGUAUCACUUCAAUAUUUCCUCCUGUUUGCCUUGCUGUAUUCCUGGAUAAUAAUGAGAACCUUUUGGGAAAACUCUUAAUGAUCCUAUAUAUCGAGAAGUGAAGUCUAGACAGCAGAUGGUAUACAUAGCACUUGUCUCCAAAGCCCUUCACAGUUCCUUCUGGCUGAAGAUAAGGUAAACUACAACUAUUCUGGUAAAGUGCUUUCUCUCUGUGAUCACUGGUGUUCUAGAAGAGAAGGAGAUAAAGAAAAUUGAAUUGGAAUUGUAAACGUUAAGGACUUGAGGACUGAGGAUUGACCUUAUAUCAAGUUUGUUCGUGAUCAUUAAGGCUAGAUCUUACAUUCAUGUCUAGGUGGUGCAUAAAUCUGAGAAGAUGUAACAGGGGAGUAGGCCUAUUGCCAUAUAGCGCUUUCUCUGUCCUGGUACAAACUAUUUGCUGUCAAAGUUCAGACUGCAGAGAAAGACCUUUAUUUUUUUCCUGUUCUUUCCUAGUUUCCACUUUUGUAAGCAGCUUGAGUUUAAAAAAAAAACUCAAAACAACCAACCAAAAAGUCACUUAGGUACAGCUGUUAAUAGGUUAAUGUUGACAGCUUUUCCAAAUUUGGGGCUUGGAUUGGUCUCUUCAAAGUCAGGAAGAUUAAAAUAUUGUCUCUUCUGUGUUGGAACCAUACCAGCAACCAGAUGGGCACACAUGCUGUCUCCACUGCUUGAGAGGAUCCCACCCACUAAAACAUUUAAGUGUGUUUCCACUCCUCAGGCCUGCAGAGGUCUGGAAAUUUCCCAUUUGGAAAACAGCACAGGGCUAGCAUUAGAGCAAAGAUCCUCUGUUCCUUGCCCAAGCAUGGCUCCCAGGGGUCAGGGCAUGGAUGUGGUGCUCUCUGAGACCAACAGCUCAGUGGUUUCAUUGAAAGUCAGAACAAGGCCACUUUUCAAUUGUAUUGAAGGCCAGAGAAUUCAGAAGGAAAAUACCUUGCAAACUUUAUUCUGCAUUACCUGUCUGUGGGUUGGGUUGCAGAAGGAUACUUUAUUAAGGGCUUAGUGAACGUGUAUAGACUCUGGAGCUCAUGACCCUAAAGGAAAGUGUGAGGAAGCUCAAGGCAGCCUGCUGCUUUCCAGCAAGGUAUUCUAGUUUGGGAAGUGGCAGUGCCCUUGUUGCAUCAGAUUCCAAUGUGUCUUGGCAGCAAGGUUUCGAGUGGGUUUUCUUUUGUAUCAUGAGUAAAUGAUGAGAAAUGUGUCCUUCAGGGUAUCUUUUUCAGCAGAAGAAACAUGUACAGACCUUUUCCUGACACAUGCUGGAAAGUGUCAUAUGUUUGAGUGCAGGUUCAAGGUCAGCACGCCAUGAAUGCCUGUUUGUGUUUUCCUGGGAGUGUCAACAGAAUAGGGUAGAUUUGGUAAAAUACAUAACUUUUUAGGCUAAGAUGAUUUUGUUGGUUCCUGGCUAGUUGGUUUCUUGGGAGGAAUGUUAGUUGGACUAUAUCUCAAAAUGUUUGGGUUUCUUGUUUUUCAAAGUAGCAAAAUCAGUUGUGCCAAGCAUCUAGGAUGCAGCAACAGUUCCACUGUUUCUCACUAGAUGGUGCUGCAAGCGCAGCUGUCUGCUCUUGGCAGACAUCUACAUUGGUAUAUGGCUCCCUGGAUUUGGUUUUUGAAAGGAAGUAACGUAAGUAUAUUACAAAUUCAGUUCUCUUCUGUUGCAAGGAAAUGUAAAAGAGUUUCCAUUAACAUUUUGACUUGACACUGAACCUUGCUGAGUUCCUUCUGGCAGUGUGUGUGUUAUGCUAGUUGCAGCCACUUGCUCAGAGUUGUAUUUUGAAGUAUUAGAGCAGGGGUUGAGUUGAUCUAGGUUGUUCACAUGGAUUUGUCUGGAUUGCAUUUUAAACAUUUUUCUUCAGUGUCACACAAAAAUUUUCUUCCCUGUCAUUAGUGUGAAGGGGAAUAGGAGAACGGUCUCCUGUGGGUGCUGAGCUGUGCAGUGUGGCAAACGGGAACUGGAGGUUAGAAGAAGCAUCUGAUGUUUCAUUUCUGCCUGGUCUUGGUUUGACUCCUGCUUCCUAUGGUUUUGUGCACAUUGGGCUACUAGUAGUCAUCAGUUACCUUUGGUGGCCUAAUUUUUUCCUCAUGGGAUAUAAAUAAAGAACUCCUUCUCUGAAAUGUGAUAAGUUAAUAUUCUUCUCUCAAUGUGUGAUUCUUUUUAUCACUUUAUUUUCUGCUCUGUUGAGUGAUUCCACCGACUACUGUAAUAGUUUCAAACAGAUACAGGGAAACAUUAUUUAGGCUGGUUAAAAUGCUAAACUAACAGCUCAUACAGAGCAUGUUGUACUCUGUAUCUUAGAUGUACAUCUAUGUUUCUCUAGUGUUUUUUGUCUAUGUUUUAAAACCAGUUUUAAAUUAUUUCAUAGACCUAUAUAUUCAGCUUCAAAGGCACAACUUUUACUUACACUAGAUUACAGAACAUCACCUCUGAUAGAAGAGGUUUGAGACAGGUUUUUGCUAAUUGACAGUAUCUGACAACAAUAUGAAAUCAGAGUUUUGAAGGCUUUGGCUCCCUUUGAAAAGAUUUAACUUACUGGUUAGUAGGUUCUGUUGAAAAUACAUAUUUUUUGUGGUUUCAUUUGGUUAGGAAGCUGUUUGUGUUUUACUAAACAACACGUUUUUGCUGCUGAAAGAAUUGGUUGCAAAACUGUCAGAUAUGUGUGCACAUUGAUAUUUGCACAACUUUGUGAACAUAAAAUAGGAGACUAUAAACUGAGUAAUUACAGAAAAA
Messenger RNA from Colius striatus (speckled mousebird), 6289 nucleotides. RefSeq names its product centromere protein C (gene CENPC). The record is from RefSeq and is a predicted model, not a curated record. The transcript is spliced from 18 exons. Gene Ontology annotation, cellular component: kinetochore. Gene Ontology annotation, molecular function: centromeric DNA binding. Gene Ontology annotation, biological process: kinetochore assembly; spindle attachment to meiosis I kinetochore; attachment of mitotic spindle microtubules to kinetochore. NCBI's taxonomy places the organism in Eukaryota, Metazoa, Chordata, Aves, Coliiformes, Coliidae. Bases 71 to 2839 code for a protein of 922 amino acids.